Melanotaenia boesemani (Boeseman's rainbowfish) is the source of this 2427-nucleotide messenger RNA. RefSeq names its product chemokine (C motif) receptor 1b, duplicate 1 (gene xcr1b.1). Lineage: Eukaryota; Metazoa; Chordata; Actinopteri; Atheriniformes; Melanotaeniidae. The record is from RefSeq and is a predicted model, not a curated record. The coding region runs from base 76 to 1089 and encodes 337 amino acids. Gene Ontology annotation, cellular component: membrane. Gene Ontology annotation, biological process: G protein-coupled receptor signaling pathway; immune response; chemotaxis. The transcript is spliced from 2 exons. Gene Ontology annotation, molecular function: chemokine receptor activity.
UUCACAAAUAUUUCUGCCAAAGACCCUUUUGUGAAACACGUACAACCUUUGUGCAGAUUCUCUUCUUGUGGGAGAAUGGGAGAAAUGACCACAGUUGAAAACAAUAUGGACUAUGACUAUGAAAGUGACUUGUGCAACAAAACAAGUGUCAUUCACUUUGGAGCAAUCGUGACUCCUGUGUUUUUCUCCAUUGUGAUGAUCCUGAGUCUGAUCGGCAACAUCCUGGUCCUUCUCAUUCUUGUAAAGUAUGAGAAUCUGAAAUCCAUCACCAACACUUUAAUCCUGAAUCUGGUUGUAUCAGAUCUCUUCUUCAGUGCAGGUCUGCCCUUCUGGACCUACUACCACAUGUACGGAUGGACUUUGGGAGAGUCUGCAUGCAAAAUAGUUAGCUUUAUCUUUCAUCUUGGCUUCUACAGCAGCAGUAUCAUCCUCAUCCUGAUGACGGCUUACCGUUAUGUAGCUGUCAUUAAUCCUCUAUCUAAUAUUGUGUCUGCCACCGGCCUCUACAGCAUCAUAUCUACUGUGGUGAUUUGGAUCAUGAGUAUCUUGGCAGCCAGUCCUGCAUUAAUCUUCUCUAAAAUAGAGGGCCAGUAUUACUGUGGAUAUAUGGAACAGCACUUGAAAUUGUUGGGAGUCUAUCUACAAAAUGCUGUCUUCGUAUUGAGUUCACUGGUAUUUGUUUUUUGCUACUCUCAAAUCCUGUACAAGUUGAUGCGUCCCACCCCCCAAAGAAGGAACAAAACUCUCAAACUAAUUUUCAUUCUCAUUGUUGUUUUCUUUGUAGGGUGGGCACCCUAUAAUGUAGUUAUUUUUUUACAGUCAAUAUUUAUUUUUCCUGGUAAAGCUGAAGAAUUAUUUGCAAACCCCUGCAAAACUAGUCAACAACUGGAUUACGCUUUCUACAUCAGCCGACUCCUCGCCUUUUCCCACUGCUGCCUCAACCCAGUGUUUUAUGUGUUCGUGGCAGUGAAAUUCAAAACCCAUUUGAAGAAAAUGCUAAAGAGCUGGUGCCACACAAAAAGGGGCCAAAACAAACAGAACCGAGUCACCAUCAUAUCUCUAACAAGUGGUGAGGACUUCUGUGUAUAGCUGAUGCAGUAAGAACAAAAAAGAGAAAAAGGAAAAUAUAGCUUCCUGCUGCAUUCAGUUCACUUUGUUGAGAUUGUAAUCCAUGCAAGUCAUAAAUAAAUCCAAAGAAGCCACUUGGACAAGAGGUGAAAUGUCUUCAAGAACCAAGAAAAGAAGUAAAGCUGCCAUUUUGUUUACCUUUUAGGAUUAUAAUUUGACGUUCAGGUAACAGCUGACAAUACAAAACAUUCCCUUUAGACAGUUUAUUUACUGCAAGGGACCAAAGGAGAAGUUUCCUUUCAGUCCCUUGAAGAUUUCUGGCAGAGGACUAAACACAUUUUUACUAUUUGUUUUAACUCAAACCAAAAUCUUUUAAAAAAAGAUUUGAGAUUCAAAACAACUUUAUUGACCCCAAAAGGGCAAUUCAUUUGCAGCUCACCCACAUAAUCGAUCAUCCAUCAGUUAUCAGAGCUACGUCUGCUUGUCACUAAUCGCAGGCAACUAAAUAAAUUCAUUUUGUCUAUAUGUACAUAGCUAGCUAAUUGUGUAAUUUGACAAUUGAUCUGUGUUUUUUUGAUUAAUGUAAAUUUGUGAUUCAGGACAUUGUAGCUUUACAACCAAUGCUGCUGAUUUAAACAGAUUUUUAUGAUUUUUUGUAAAUUUUUUAAGUAAUUUCAGUAGUAGGCUUACUGAAAAUAAGAAAGAGAGCAGGGGGACAAAGCAGGCUUAAAACAGGGCCCUUAUGUUCCACUAAAACUGGUUAGUGUUGAUGGUUAACUUUAGCAUGAAUCUUAUAGAUCUUACAGAUACUCACAGUUAAUUAGUUCAUUUAUAAUAUUUAGACCAGAAUGGUAAAACAUGAAGACAUGGUGUGUAAGUUUAGCUGUUUCAUCAUACACAAAAAUACAUUUAUUUCUUACUGUUUUAUGAAUGGAUCAAAAAUAUUGUAAGAGUCCAGUCACUGGGAGCAGUUAGAGAUUUUUGCUUAAAAAAUGCAAAGCCACAUGAGAACAUUUAGACUGCUUGAGAAGGUAAAAAGAAAGUGACCGCUCCAAAAAUUAUUCCAAUAGCAGUGGUUCAUUUUUGCAGUGAGGGGCAGAUGAUCAGAGUUCAGGCUGAUCUGCUGGCAAACAAGAAUCCUUCAUACUGGCGGAAAAUUGUAUGUAAUAACAGCUUCUGAUUUAAAGAAAUUGUAAUGUAUAGUUUAUAUAUUGUUUCAUCCAUAUUCUUGUCACAAUUCCAUGUUGUAAUAUAAUGUACAUAAUUUCUAAUCACAUUAAGCCGUUAAUGAUUUGUUUUUUAAUAAUAUGUUUUCAUAAUCAAAGAAUAAAUUUCUGUCCAAUAAAUUGUUUUAUAACA